CCCGCGGACCUCCGGGCACGUCACUGCGGUGGUGGCGGGGAGAGAAAACUUGGCUCUGCGCAGCUGGAGUUGGAGGAGAUGGGAUUCUCUGGUGCAGAUGAAAAUGCUGCUCCAGAGGGAAGGAUGGGAGAGAGCGGGACGCAGGAGCCGUCUAGCGACCGUCGACGUUCGAAGGUCGGAACGCGCUGGGCGGGCUGCGGGCUCAAAGCGCAGCGGCCACUGACGCGCGCGGGCGCAGCGACCUGUGAAGCCGUUAUUAGGCCUGUUUUGAAGAGAGGAAACUCAGAACAGAGAAGCCUCGGAAUGAGUUUCUGCUUUACUGCGUUUUCCUCUCACCUGGGAGCUGAUUGGACAUAGUUCUGCCUAUAGAAUUCGUCCCAGGGACACGUUGGUUUUUUGAGGUAGAGACUGAAGGAUGAACAGUUCAAGGGAGAUGAAUUCAACACGUUAGAUGAUUUCCGUUACAGAAUACUUGAGGGCAGGCACUUUACUCAGUGGAGAUGGGGGUGUGUUGGAGCCAUAUGUGUCACUGUCGCAGCAGAUGGCGCCGCCGAGUCCGAGGAACAGCACCCCCAACAGCAGCAUCGGGGGCAACGGCAACGACCAGCUGAGCAAAACCAACCUGUAUAUCCGAGGACUGCAGCCGGGCACGACGGACCAGGACCUCGUCAAGCUCUGUCAGCCAUAUGGCAAGAUUGUCUCCACCAAGGCCAUACUGGACAAGACCACAAACAAGUGCAAAGGCUAUGGCUUUGUGGACUUUGACAGUCCUUCAGCAGCACAGAAGGCUGUGACCGCGCUGAAAGCCAGUGGCGUGCAGGCACAGAUGGCUAAGCAACAGGAGCAAGACCCUACAAAUUUAUACAUCUCAAACCUCCCCCUGUCAAUGGAUGAGCAAGAACUGGAGGGGAUGCUGAAGCCGUUUGGCCAGGUUAUCUCCACCCGAAUCCUUCGAGACACUAGUGGGGCCAGCAGAGGGGUCGGCUUUGCGAGGAUGGAGUCCACCGAGAAGUGUGAAGCCAUCAUCACCCACUUUAAUGGGAAGUAUCUUAAGACGCCCCCCGGAGUGGCAGCACCGUCUGACCCCUUGCUUUGCAAGUUUGCCGAUGGCGGGCCAAAGAAACGACAGCACCAAGGAAAAUUUGUGCAGAACGGACGGACCUGGCCAAGGAACGGAGACAUGGGUGGUAUGGCCUUGACCUAUGACCCCACCGCUGCUCUUCAGAAUGGGUUCUACCCAGCCCCUUACAACAUUGCCCACAGCAGGAUGCUUGCUCAGUCUGCGCUCUCCCCAUAUCUUCCAUCUCCCGUGUCUUCCUAUCAGAGAGUGAUUCAGACAUCUCCUCUACAAGUACCUAACCCAUCCUGGAUGCAACACCAGUCGUACCUCACGCAGCCUUCAGGCUCACUUCUUACACCAGGGAUGGACCACCCUCUCUCUCUCCAGCCUGCUUCCAUGAUGGGACCUCUUACUCAGCAAUUGGGUCACCUGUCACUCAGCAGCCUGGGCCCGCUCCUGCCAACGGCUGCUAUGCAGGGAGCUUACAUCCCCCAGUACCCUCCUGUGCCUUCUUCCAAUGUGUCUGUGGAGGAGAGCAGCGGUCAGCAGAAUCAAGUGGCCGUGGAGACACCCUCAGACCAUGGGGUCUAUCCUUUCCAGUUCAGCAAGUAAUGAGGCCCGGGUCUGAGAACAGAAGCCUGUGCAUGCCUGCCUUGGGCUGUUUUCCCAUCGAUGGAGCCGGGGGAACCAUGUUGCUUUCUGUAUGUGCUACAUCCAAGAUCAGAAAACCUUACACUGGUUGAGCCGCUUCUCAUCUUCACAGAAAGGUUGGGGUUUGUUGGAAAUACUUAGGAAGGCUUUUAAAAUGAUUUCUUAAAAAAAAAAAAAGUGCUGGGAAACCGAUGGAGGAGUCCUGCUUGCCAACUUUAGUUAUGGACUAUUUUUGAUGUAUGUGUUUGAAAUAUGCAGAUUUGAAGUUUUUUGUGUUGCAAAGCUCUGAGCUCACACAUCGCAUUUCAUCCCCGACCCCACCACCUUUUAAGGGAGGGAGGGUCUCAGUGGCCAGAAACUCAACUCUUGAACUCACAGGGAUCCUACCCACUCCAUCUCCUGAGAGCACCACUACACCUGGCAAUUUUUUCUUUAGCUUUUUGUCCAGAUUGUUUUUCUCUUUUCCAUUUAGCUGAGCCUUGCCUACUUGCCUUUUUGCAGUUUUUAAUUUUAUGAAUUUGACUUAAAUUUCAUGUGGAACUGGGGGAAGGGAGAGAGCAUCACACAGACCGUGGAGGUGGCUUUCUCUCUGCUUUCCGAGAAGAGAUGUGACAACUGCAGCCUUUGGAAGUCACCCUUUAACCAGAUCUGGUGGCAAGUUCAAGAAGGAUGAACUUACUGAUGUCUGAGAGGUGUUGGCCAGCUUCAGCGUUUGGGGACACCUGCUCUGCCUCCUGGAGGGUCUUCAUCCUCCCCCAGGUCUCACAGCCCCAUCCCUCUGCUUGUGGCCUUGCUCGGUCCCUUUAAAGAUUAUUCCCCGCUGAGCAAGUUCAGCCCUUCACUUUAACUGGAGGUUAUUUUGUCCCUAAGAGGCUGUUGCCAUGUCUAUCAUCUUUGAUUGCCAUGCCUGGGAGUGGUCGUGUGUGCUUGGCACCUAGUUGUUGCAGAUCAAGGAUGGUCCUGAAUAUCUGACAGUACAGAACCACACCUCACCUCCUGGCAGAGUUAUCUAGUUCAGAUAAAGUAUUUCCCUGCCUUCUGGAGUAGGCUAAAUCCCCAGCCCACCCUGGACACAGAGCCUUGUAAAUUCCAUGUAACCGACCAGGAGUGCCUGCUGCGUUCAUUUGAAUUCUGUCCAUUCUGCCUCCUGGUGGAUCAUUUCUGCCUGGGGUCUCAGCCUCUCAUCCCAGCUGUGACCUUGCUGAAUCACUUAGAAAUUCAGCAGGAGCUGUCUUAGCAGGGCUCACUCAUGGUUGUAUAUGUAUGCCAAAUGCAGUUGAAGGGAUGAAAGUGAGAACUGUACACUGUGUGCUGUGCAUGCCUGAGAAAGGACAAGCUCUCUAUGUAGGAAGUACCCUGCUCAGCUCUGGUGUGUCUGGACCCCUUCCCCUGGGAACCAGACCACCAGAAAUCAUUGUCCUUCUUGUGGAAGGACAACAGGUAGCUGGGAUAGAAAAGGCAGUACUUCAGCUCCUUGCUUACGUCAGGAGGGACCUUUAAAUGUUGUCUUUAGCCCUUCAGUCAGACCUUCCCCAUAGGUGGAGAUGGGGAAUGUGUUCACAGGCCUGUGUGCAAGAAGAGGGCUCGAGUGGGGUGGUGGUUGGGAAACUGGUUCAGCAGCUGGGCAUGCUGCACCAUUAGGAAUCCUGGCCUGACUGUACCGUGCAUUCUGGGAAUUAGGGGUUCAUGGCGGUGGCAAGCAUACAGUAUAAAGAACAAAAUUACCACAUUUUUCAUUGGUGCUCCCAACCUUAGGAAGGUCAGUCCCAUCCUGUUAAAGGCCUCCAGCCUUCAAUGACAGGACACUCAAGAGGCUGCUUUCUUGUUAGCGGUUUUUAAGAACAAAAAGACCAAGCCCAGAACUGUUCUUCACUCACCUGUUCAGUGGACUGGGGGACCUUGCUGACCAUCAGGCUCUGACGCCACUGCUCCCCGUCACUUACCUCUUACAGCCCGUUUCCUUUUCUGUAGUCCUAAUGCAAUUCAAACGGCUGAUGGUUUUAGAACAUGAAGUUAUCUCUUGAGGUUUCCCACUGGUUAGAUUCCAGUGUUUCUGGUUGAACAGGUGUGAACACGGGGAAUGAGGGUAACCUGUAAUUUUUUUUUUUAUAGCAGUUAAUGGCACUGUGUAAUUCUGCUUGAUUUCCAUUCUCUCUUGUUGGCUCAUUACUCAGUGAGGUAGUGACUAGAGACAGGAAGUAAGGAUGCAGGCUGUAGAGGGAUGGUCCACAUGACACAGCUCCACAGGAAGCGCCUCUCCACGGCCCAAGGCAGUGGAGUGUUGAGACACCAUGCCCAGUGGUUCCUGAAUCCUGCUGGCAUGGAGGUCAGACCUUUCUCUGUAUCUCACCCCAUAGAUGCUCACAACAUUUUGUUUCCAGUUAGAACACACUGGAGUCCAUUCCUAGGACGGUGUAACUCUUUACGAGGCUCCAGGCCUAACCCGCAUCAGUGUUAGUAGCAUUCCUUUUGGGUGCACAGGCUACAGACGGCCUGGGCUUUUGAGGAAGAUGCUGAUUAAUUAGGGAGAUGUGGGAACAGUGAUGGAGAGAUUCUUACUAAGAACUGCCCAGCUUGUGAAGUGAGGUGCCUCUGAGAGGGAACAGCUCUUGUCAGUAAUAAAGAUGGGGCGGUAUGCCAUGAGGGGGAAAGAAGAGUUCGUUGCUCUUGCUUCCCAUCCCUCCUGGACGCGCCCCACCUUCUGGAAAAAAAGUGUCAGAACUGCCAAGAGCGAUACAGUGAGUAGGUGUUCAGUCCAAACUUACCCAGCCUUUUCUAGACCUGAAUUCAGAGAAUCACAGUCUAUGGAGGCAGAUCAAAUCUGUGCCUUAUUACACUGAUUCUUCUCAGUUCCUCUGCGAUCCAACCACUCCCACUUCUGAACAGCCCACCUUUUAAAUGUGCCUUUUAGCAUUAGAGUCCUGAAGCUGACAGGCUCUCCUGGAGCCUCUCCGCAGCAGCUAAAACCAGCCUCUAUUUGUCUCUUCUGCUUUGUGCUGAAUCUCGCUGGAAAUGGUUUCCAUGUGGUGGUGGUGAGAAAGCUCCAUGUCCUCAUCGCCCUCGUGACUGCUCUUACUGGAGUCUGUUUGUUCAAAACAAGCAUUUACUGUCCCAGCAAAUCCCCAACUUCCUUGUCCUCAUCACUCAACUACCUCAGUCUCAGGAUUUAACAAGAGCACAAGCAUCUACUUGCCUAACAUCAGCACUGCCCUUGUCUUCAUGGACUUAGAAACAAAUGCCAACUCUUCAGUUCCAGAACUGGAACUGCUCUUUCUGGAUUGUCUUCUCUAGCGAUCUUGGCUCCCCUAUCACCUACAAUGGUGUGAGCUCUCCAGAUCAGUCCCUGUACGACAAGCCAGGGCCCAAGCUGUGCACUGACCACCUAGGGCAGUUACUAGUCACCCCAGAAACACCAGCUUUGGAGAAUAAGAGAAGAGACUGGAGGAUGCCCUAGAGCUGAGCGCUGUUUGUGAUUUUUUUCUCUUUUUGGUUUUCCGAGACAGGGUUUCUCUGUGUAGUUUUGGUGCCUGUCCUGGAUCUCACUCUGUAGACCAGGCUGGUCUCAGAGAUCCGCCUGGCUCUGCCUCCCGAGUGCUGGGACUAAAGACUGAUUUUGAUGGGCUGGAAUGGAUGGGUCUGCUCCUGCCGGUCUCUGGGGCGAGUGACGGCUCCAUUGGAUGCACUUAUCACCCUGGAGAGGAGGUUGAAGUUAUACUUAGAACACAUUUUGUACUUUUUCCCCUUUACCCGGAAACCUGUAGUUUUAUAUUCUCCCACAUCUGCCAAUACUACCUCCUGCUCGAUCUCCUCGGCUGACUUCUGGUUCCCAUCGCUCCCCUGUGAUUUGGAAGAGCUUUACUUUUGCUAACUUCAAUCUUUUCUUUUAAAAAAUAAAAAUAAUAAUAAUAAAACACAAAAGCCUGU
Peromyscus californicus insignis is the source of this 5635-nucleotide messenger RNA. RefSeq names its product RNA binding motif single stranded interacting protein 2 (gene Rbms2). NCBI's taxonomy places the organism in Eukaryota, Metazoa, Chordata, Mammalia, Rodentia, Cricetidae. Bases 452 to 1672 code for a protein of 406 amino acids. The record is from RefSeq and is a predicted model, not a curated record. Gene Ontology annotation, cellular component: cytosol; ribonucleoprotein complex; nucleus. Gene Ontology annotation, molecular function: poly(A) binding; mRNA 3'-UTR binding; poly(U) RNA binding. The transcript has 17 exons.